Molecule: messenger RNA, 1481 nt
Organism: Aphis gossypii (cotton aphid)
Lineage: Eukaryota; Metazoa; Arthropoda; Insecta; Hemiptera; Aphididae
Exons: 6
Coding region: 433-1440 (335 amino acids)
Source: RefSeq, a predicted model, not a curated record
UCGGGUCAAACGUGCUUUCACGCACACUGGAGUCUAAUAGUCUACUCAGCAUCUAGUUAUUAAUAUUGCUUAGUAAUCGUGUGCUUUGUAGUUUUAAAAUACUCUUCAGGAGCACAUUUAAAAUCGGGACUAAAACAUAUAUACCUACGUCAAAUGUAUUAAUAACGAUAUUAUAAUAAUUGGUAAGGUCACGUUUUUCAUAAAUAUUUUUCAUUUCAUUCAAAAGAUCGCAGGAAACUAAAAACGAUAAGUAAUAUCGAACAUUUAAAAGCCAUAAAUUAAGAUACAGGCUAAAUCAUAUUGCGGUGUAUGUGACACUGUACAUAGGUAGUUAUUUAUAAAUUAUAAUAUACACAUACAAAUAGAAACAAUACACCGUAUUUUUACCACCUUAUUACAAAAUCAGGGAUUCACGCAUAUAAUCGAAAUAAUAUGGACACUGUGACGGUCCAUUAUUGGCCAACGGAAACACAGGGAUGCUUAUCCGUACAACCACUCACACUUUUUCUCACAAUCACGCUUAUACUUUCAUCGUGUACAACAUUUAUGUUAUGCACGUCAGUUUGGACUAAUCAUUGGGAAAGUAUGGAAUGGGAUUUUCAAGAGGCAAUAUCAGUGUUGAAAACACAAAAUAAAUCGUCCAAGUGGUUCAAUAAUAUAAAUACUGAAUGGCUAGUAAAUGGAAAUACAUUAAAAAUAACAAUUAAUGCGGUAAAGCCAUCUCCAGUAAAUAACGGAGAUGCUUUAUUAGUUUUGGCUACAGUAAAUCAAUAUCAUCAAAAGGAUUUGUACGACAUUCACACAUUAUUACAUCUGACAGAAGAAACGACGACUACAGUUAUACUGGCACCAAUGUACGGUGGAAUUUGGACUUUAUGUAUCUCUCUAACAGAUGAUCAGUUAAUACAACUGUACCAAGAAACAAACAAUAAAAUGGGAUCGGUGUUACCUAAAUGUGUAAAUUAUUUAGCUGAAGAACCUCCAGAAGAAGAAUACUUUAAACCAGACUGGCAUCAUAGAAUGCAAAAUGUGUCAAUAUCAUGUGCAUUGGUAUGCAUUAUAAUAGUUGUUACUGCGUCAUUGAUUGGACUUUUUUCUAUUUUUCGCCAUCAAAUUAGUGCUAUGUUAAUCACGGCUGUAAUGUAUUUAUUAGCAGGAACUUUUGGAUUGUUCACAUUGGGAAUAAUGCACAAUAAACAUCAUUCAAGAAAAACACAUAGCCAGAAUAAUUGCAAUCAAUCACUAGCACUUAUCGAUGGUAUGAUUAAUGUCAGUAGAAACAUGUGUCAAACAAUACAUUUUUGGGAACAAUUGCUAACUGCCAGAAUAUAUUCACUAGGCUGGAGUGUGAGUAUAGGAUGGGUAGCAGUUAUUUUAUGUAUUUUAACUAGCUGUUUAUGGACUAUUUUAUCUAAGAUAAUGAGAUCCACCAUAAAAUAAUAGUUCAGACACUAUUACGUUCGAUCUAUAUUUAAAUAACU